AUGAAAGUUAAUGAGCCACAACACGGGCCGAGUGAAAAUAGAUAUGGUGUUUAUAAUAUUGAGAGAAGUCAACUUCGUCCUAAUUAUGAGAUUGAUUUUUGUGACCUUGAACCAAUCAAAGUGUUCCAAUUGUCAACGGUACAAGGUGAAAAUAGAUAUACAUACAUUUCAAGUUAUAUAGAAAGUUCAGCAGAGCGUCCUUUUUGUUUUAUUCAAGGUAGUCCAGUUAAAGUCCUGGUUGACAUCUCUGUGGCAUCUUUUAGCAGCAUCAGGGAGGUAGAUAUGGAAUUUGGAUUGGACAUGUUCUUUCGUCAGCACUGGCGAGACACGAGGCUUUCUCACAACAUGACAGCGAAGAUGACGCUGACGAUGGGAACCAAACACCCUGCAGACUACAUCUGGGUUCCAGACACAAUGUUUGUAGACGCCACCAAAUCCAAUAUGCACAAUGUCCUUACAACCAAUCACAAGCUCGAUAUCUCUGCAAACGGAAAAGUGGACUGGGGAACAAGGGCAACAUUGGUAGCGAGGUGUCACAUGAAUUUGAGAAGAUUUCCUUUGGAUGAGCAAACUUGUUCCUUAAACAUUGUGAGCUGUGAGUAGAGGUUGAUCUCCACAGACAGUCUCGCUGGGGGUGCUGUACCAUGUAGCCUCAGUAAUCGUGUCUGUAACAAAAUUCUCGAACGUGAUUGGCUCUCCCCGCACCUAUCUGUCACGCAAUCGGCGCACGAUCCCGUGGGUGUCCAAUGACAGG
Orbicella faveolata is the source of this 754-nucleotide messenger RNA. Its product is annotated as gamma-aminobutyric acid receptor subunit rho-1-like. Lineage: Eukaryota; Metazoa; Cnidaria; Anthozoa; Scleractinia; Merulinidae. Gene Ontology annotation, biological process: monoatomic ion transmembrane transport. Gene Ontology annotation, cellular component: membrane. Gene Ontology annotation, molecular function: extracellular ligand-gated monoatomic ion channel activity; transmembrane signaling receptor activity. The record is from RefSeq and is a predicted model, not a curated record.